UAAACAAUCUUACUUCCUGUUUGACCAAGAAACCAAGACCAAAUUCUCACUCCUAGCAUGGAGGGAGAAAAGUAAAUCUGGAGGGAACAGAAAAUGGAUAUAGAGCAAAAAUUGAAUGGAGAAAUGAAAAUAAUAUAAAUUGAUCAAGAGGUGGGUGCGGGUCUAUCUAAUGGAUCGUGUAGGCCCUAUUCUAAAAUUGAGACAUUAUCCAAAUUGACUUUUAACUAUAAUAAAACUAAAAUGAUUAUAAUACCAUUAUUCAAAAUGUAAUAUCUUUCUUUAUUGUUUAAAUUAAAAUUAUCUAUUAUCUCUCUUAUUUUCAUAUUCUCCAUGAGAUCUUUUUCAAUUGUUAUUAUAGCUAAAAUUAUCUAUUAAAUUCGUCAUCAUAUUCAUAAUCUAUCAAUCAUACACUAAAAAAAUAACCUGCAAUAUUCGAUCGGUAACUAACGAAUUUGAGUGGAGGCCCCUAAUAUUCAAAGGCCCUGUGCCGGAGGGCGGGCCGGCACACCCUCUUGGCCGGCCCUGGCUCAGUGAUCCCUGGCCUCCUCUGUUCUAUGUCGGGGCUUGGUUUCGACGCGACUCUCCUCCUUCGAGGCUUUGCGUUGACGGUGGUGGCCGACCCUGAACUCCGUCCCCAGCGGAUGGAUCUGCAAGCUCCUUCUCGCAGCGAUGGCGACCAUUUGGGGCAUGGCGGGGAUUCUCUUCUCCUGGGUUGAGGCCUGGAACGACGCGGUCGAGAAGGCGGUGGUGGUCGACACGCGGGUCGACGGCUUGGCUUCGUCGGACCACCACUUCUUCCGAAAUCUCCAGUUCGCGACGCGAGCUGGGAUCCCUUUCAAGCUAUCUUUGCCAAGGCUUGCGACUGCCUGGCUCUUCAGAACGACGACGACCGAUGGGAAGAUUGACUCAGCGGCGUUUAUCUUGAGAGGAGCAACGACAAUUGAUGGCUGCUCGAUGGUGAUGAUAGGCUCCGCGACAAUCUCCUUGGCUAACUUCGUGGUGGUUGUCGUUGGAAUGGAGAUGGCGGUGGUGGGUGGUGAUGACACCAUCGUCAUGGCUUCCGCACGUGUUGGCGCAGCAGCCGCCAUAGCUUCUUCUCCGAGGACAGAAGCCACAGCCAGCCUCGGUUCUCGUGACUCCGAGGUUACGACGGUGGUGACGGUGCUUGUGAUGGCGGCAUGAUCUUCUUCUACUAUAGAUGGGGACCAUACGGCAUUGAUUUAUGCCGCAGGUGGUGGCGGCGUUGUAGCAGCGGUAUUGGAGGAUCGGCUCUUUCUGCUAAUCACGGCUAGGAGUCGUGUGAGCUCUGCGUCCCGCCGCUCCCCUUCGGCCUUCUGCCACUCCCGUUCUGCAUUUUGUUUGGCUAUGAGGGCUUUCAGCUUGCAAAGGCGCUCGUGCAACACGCCAUAGUGGUCCCCGACUAAGGGUUGUGACGAACUCAGCUUUUCGACCAUGGCUCUGAUACCAAAUGAUAGAAACAAGGUGACUAUCGGCUUGAUAUUUGGGGAUUAGGGUUUAUACGAACAAAAUUAGGGAUUGAGAUGGGGAAUUAGGGGAGGAAGAACAGAAUACGAAUCGGCCGAAACCUUGGACUAGGGAAGAAGAGAAAUUAGGAGCUAGGGAUAACUUAGGGUUUGGGAAGAUAAUUCUUUUAUUAACUUCUGCUUAAUCUCACGAGAGAGUCAAAGUACAAAUAUAUAUAGAGAAUUACUAGGAAACCCUAAUGAUACUGAAUUGCUAUUCGUCGCCCUAAAAUUCAAAGUUUGUCGCCCUAAAAUGCACAUAAUUGACCCUUUUACCCUCCUGUCUCAAUUUCUAACCAAAACCUACGAACAGUCUCUUACCCUGCCAGCCAUCGCCGAGCUCCUCUAUCCUCCGCUCGCUGCUGCCGCUGCCAGAUUCCUCUCGCCAACAGCUGACCACCGCCGGAUUCUACUGUUGCUGCCAGAUUCUACUGAUUAAAUAUAUGUGCAAUAUGAUAAAGAGUGGUCAAAGACUUGGAUCUCUCUGUAUAUAUGAUUCAUUAAAUAAUGUCUUUGGAUUCCUUAGAAUUCUUUUUCUUGGUUAAACCAUUCGCAGUAAGAGGACUCUGAUUCCAUUGGAGAAAGACAACUUUAUAUUCAUUAGGGGAAAAAUACAACUUUAUGCUUUGCAGUUGCAGCCGUCCACAUUAGCUAUUUGCUUAUGCAUAUCAUAUAAUUGGAAGGGAAGGGGGAAAGGGAUUCAGCCAACCGACCAUCAAGAAAGCCGACCUGUUCUCAACUCGCCGGAAAUGAGUUUUCAAUCCAUCCGCUGGUUCCAACGGCGGUUACGAAAAAACCCCGGAUAUGGAAAGUCCUCUGAAAAUAGGAAAUAGAGAUGAGAUACAAACUAAACUAAGGAUAUUUGAGUCAUUUUAAUAAAAAUUAGGGCGACGAAUAAGGUAAUUUAGGGCGACGAAUAGCAAUGCCCUAAUAAUAAACCUAAUUCUACUAAAAGAUUACUAACCAUAUUAAUAAUUACUCUAAUUAUAUUAAAAAUGAUAAAUAUGACAGAACACAAAAACCGUGUUUCUAUCAUAUCCUCUGUAAAAUAUGGCAUAACCCAGAUAAAUUCAACAACGAGACAUCAACUCACAAUACAAAAAACAAAGCAAGAGAGAUUAUGCAACCUCUAGAGAAAUCAAGCACUUACAAACAUCUUCAUUUGUGGAUCAAUUAGAUGAUGCUUAUCAAUUAGAACUUAAGUGUAGGGGAAUAGGGACAACACAUAAAAGGCACAAAGUUAGUAGAAGCAAUAGAGUAUCCAGAUUUCACAUGCAGUGUACUCACCUGAGGUUUUUUAGAGACAAAUAAUGCGAUCUACAACUGGAAAAGGAAUGAAAUAAAUCACAUUCA
Messenger RNA from Linum trigynum, 2876 nucleotides. Lineage: Eukaryota; Viridiplantae; Streptophyta; Magnoliopsida; Malpighiales; Linaceae. The record is from the annotation of a GenBank genome assembly.